Paramecium primaurelia is the source of this 1907-nucleotide messenger RNA. The record is from the annotation of a GenBank genome assembly. Lineage: Eukaryota; Ciliophora; Oligohymenophorea; Peniculida; Parameciidae.
AUGAAUAAAGAAUCAAGCUAUGCAUAUGUAAUAAUUCAAAUUAUUUCUACUAGACAAAAUCAUCCAUGUCUCCAAAUAAGAAUCAAAAAUCAUCUGAAGUUAAUGCUACCUACUCAACUGGUUUUUCUAAAAAAACAACAUACAAGCCAACUCAAACAAAUCAACCACCUAUUUCUAGUUAAUUCCCUGAAAUUACAAAAAAGAAAACUAAAAAUGAUAUACUCUGUUACUCUCAAGGGUUUCAAGACAUCCCUUCAGUUGAAAUUGAUGAGAGGUCAAGAUUUUACAAUUAAUUGUAGGUAUCGAUAUUUGGUUAAAAAUGGAACCAUUAAAAAGAUUGAAAAUGGAGGAAAUAUUGUCUUCUCUGAAUUAUAGCGAAUACAGGUCAUAUGGGUUUGUUAUAGAAGACCUAUGGAAAGAGCAAAUAACUUAGAAAAAUUAAGUCUCGAUUAUUUAGAUUUGACUCAUAUGCCAUUAUUGGAGGGAGAAGAAAAGUUAAGAAUUUUAACUUAUCAACAUAACAGAAUAUAAUGUAUCUAAAAUCUUGUUUCCUUGCCAAAUCUAUUAUAUCUAGACUUGUAUGAUAAUUAAAUUAAAGAAAUCGAUGAAUUGAAAUAAAUUAAAAAAUUCAAAGUAUUAUUGUUUCCUAAAAAUUAAAUCCGUCGAAUACAAAAUUUUAGAUCAUCUCACUAAAUUAGAAGUCCUUGAUUUACAUAGCAAUCGUAUUGCUAAUUUAGAAGGAUUAAGCAAAUUAAAAAGUCUAAAAAUUAUAAAAGUUGAGAAUAAUCUAUUUACAAAAUUGGAAGCACUUGAAGAAUUAAAUACUUUAAUCGAAUUAAACAUUAAAAUGAAUUAAAUUGAGAAUAUAGAUCACGUAUAAGGUAUAAUCAUAUAUUUUAUUUAGUUCUCCCUUAAUUAUAAAAAUUUUUUAUGUCUUAAAACAAAAUAAUUCUUUCCCUAAUAUUUUCAACCUAUCUGAAUUAUCUCUCGAAAAUAACCCUAUUUAAACUAAUAAAUAUGAUUAUUUUAGAUAUAUAUGCUAAACUUUUGAGACUUUAAAAAUUUUAGAUGGAAAACCUAUUGAUUAAAUAAAAUAAGAAAUAUUAUUUGCUGAAAUCCCAAAAUCUGAACCAAUUAAGAAAAAAAUUGUCAAUUUACAACAGAUAUAAUAAUAAUAAAAAUCAAAAAGCCUAAUCAAAUGGGCCUUGAAAUUCAUGGUGUGACUUCAGAAUUUACAACAAAAGAGGAAAUCGUUCCUUUUGAAUAAAUUAAAAGGAACCAACAAAUUAUAAAAAUUCAUAACCAUAAUUAUAACAAUAAGUGUGCAAUAAAUAUAUGUACUUUUAAGCUUUAUUUUUGUGAUUCAACAGAAUUAAAAAAAAUAAAGUAUUCUACUUUCAGAAACGUUUUAAAUUAAGAUAGGAUAAACAAACAAAUAUAUAUUAUAAUCAAAACUGUAACAACCAUAAAGAGAAACAAUUCCAAGUCUAUAGAAUUCUUUGACAAGUACUGUAGCUGCCUAAGAAGACGAUAUUUUAAUAUUGAUUAAAAAAUAAUGGACAGCAGAGUAUAGAAGAAUUCAAAUGUUAGAAAAAAAUAAUUAAUUUAAUAAAAAGAGCUGUUUAUAACAUCAACUUGGAGAAGGAGGUCAUGCUGAAGUCGAAGAUGUAUAACAUUGUGUAUAAUAUUUAGGAUGUCUUUUUAUUGAUUUACGGCACAGCAUCGGCUAUGGUAUUACCUACUUAAAAUUUUAGUUAAAUUAUUCAAAUAAUCCAUUUUCAAUAUGUAUUUUUGAUUCUAUCAUUGACACUUAAUUAUCGAUUUUGAAAGACUAUUCUAAAUUAAGAGAAAUAAUUUUGAAGGAUAAUUACAUCAAUAGUCUAUUAUAAUUCAAAGCAUUUAAAUGA